This is a messenger RNA of Orycteropus afer afer, 2162 nucleotides long. It is a transcript of the gene SQLE, whose product is annotated as squalene epoxidase. Lineage: Eukaryota; Metazoa; Chordata; Mammalia; Tubulidentata; Orycteropodidae. Gene Ontology annotation, cellular component: endoplasmic reticulum; membrane. Gene Ontology annotation, molecular function: flavin adenine dinucleotide binding; squalene monooxygenase activity. The record is from RefSeq and is a predicted model, not a curated record. Gene Ontology annotation, biological process: cholesterol metabolic process; sterol biosynthetic process.
UGUUUCCAGGAGUUUGGCCGCUACUCCAUGCCCCUUUUGGUCCCUUCUUUUGGGGAGAACCGCGAAUGACCAAGACCCUCCAGGGAAAGAAAGCAGCGCCCCAGUUCCCGGUGCCGCCAGGAAGCCUUGAGCCAUGUGGACCUUUCUGGGCAUUGCCACUUUCACCUACUUCUAUAAGAAGUGCGGGGACUUCAUCACCUUGGCCAACAGGGAGCUCUUGCUGUGCGGGCUGCUCUUCCUGUCGCUGGGCCUGGUGCUCUCCUACCGCUGUCGCUACCGGAGCGGGGGCCUCCUGGGCCGGCAGCAGAGCCGGGCCCGCGGCGCCGCCUUCUCGGAUGUUCUGUCCGCCUUGCCCUACGUGGGCGUCUUCUGGGCCAAGGCCCCCUCUGGAUCCGAAAAGAAAGAGCAGCUGCGGUCCAGGAGGCAUCAAAAAGGAACAAAUAUUUCAGAAACUACCUUAAUAGGAGCAGCAAUAACUUCUCAAAAUGAUCCAGAAAUUAUCAUUGUGGGAUCUGGUGUACUUGGCUCUGCUAUGGCAUCAGUGCUUUCCAGAGAUGGAAGAAAGGUGACAGUAAUUGAGAGAGAUUUAAAAGAGCCUGACAGGAUAGUUGGAGAAUUUCUGCAGCCAGGUGGCUAUUGUGUCCUUAAAGACCUUGGUCUUGAAGAUACAGUGGGAGGCCUUGAUGCCCAGGUUGUGGAUGGCUACAUAAUACAUGAUCAGGAAACCAAAUCACAGGUUAAGAUUCCUUUCCCUCUGUCAGAAAACAAUCAAGUGCUGAGUGGAAGAGCUUUCCAUCAUGGAAGAUUCAUCAUGAGUCUCCGGAAGGCAGCUAUGGCAGAACCCAAUGUAAAGUUUAUUGAAGGUGUUGUACUCCAGUUACUAGAGGAAGAUGAUGCAGUAAUAGGAGUUCAGUACAGGGAUAAAGAAACGGGAGAAAUCAAGGAACUCCAUGCUCCACUGACUAUUGUUGCAGAUGGGCUUUUCUCUAAGUUCAGGAAAAAUUUGGUCUCCCAUAAAGUUUUGGUUUCAUCUCAUUUUGUUGGCUUUCUUAUGAAGAAUGCACCACAGUUUAAAGAAAAUCAUGCUGAACUUAUUUUAACUAAUCCGAGUCCAGUUCUCAUCUAUCAGAUUUCAUCCAGUGAAACUCGAGUACUUGUUGACAUUAGAGGAGAAUUGCCAAGGAAUUUAAGAGAAUACAUGACUGAAAAAAUUUACCCACAAGUACCUGAUCACUUGAAAGAACCAUUCUUAGAAGCCAUUCAGAAUUGCCGACUGAGAACCAUGCCAGCAAGCUUCCUUCCUUCUUCACCAGUCAACAAACGAGGUGUUCUUCUUUUGGGAGAUGCACAUAAUAUGAGGCAUCCUCUUACUGGUGGAGGAAUGACUGUUGUUUUUAAAGAUAUAAAACUAUGGAGUAAACUGCUAAAGGGUAUCCCUGACCUUUAUGAUGAUGCAGCCGUUCUCCAGGCCAAGAAAUCAUUCUACUGGACAAGAAAAAAGUCUCAUUCCUUUGUUGUGAAUGUCCUUGCACAGGCUCUUUAUGAAUUAUUUUCUGCCACAGAUGACUCCCUGCAUCAGCUAAGAAAAGCCUGUUUUCUUUAUUUCAAACUUGGUGGAGAAUGCGUUGCGGGUCCUGUGGGGCUGCUGUCUGUAUUGUCUCCUAACCCUCUAAUUUUAAUCGGACACUUCUUUGCUGUUGCAAUCUAUGCCAUGUAUUUUUGCUUUAAAUCGGAACCUUGGAUUUCAAAACCCCGAGCCUUUGUCAGUAGUGGUGCUGUUUUAUACAAAGCAUGUUCUGUAUUAUUUCCUCUUAUUUACUCAGAAAUUAAGUACUUGGUUAAUUAAGCUUAAAGGAGAGCCAUUUGUGAAUGAAUAUUUGGAACUCCCCGAGUCCCAAGAGACUUUUGCAAGUGAAUGUAUAUAGCAUAUACUAUAGUACUUUUCAAAUGUAAAUUCUUGGACCAAAAUUAGGAUUAAUUUGUUUUGGAAGUUAUCUGUGUAUAAACAUGUAAAUAAAUCCUUUAAUUUGCAAUUUAAAAUGAAGGGUGAAGUAAGUGAGAGAUGUAAAAGAAAUGAUUGUGAAAUUAAGCUAAUACUAAGGAACUGAAUUCACCAUCUGGUCUGCAUCAUUGUGGGACAUGCAAAUAAAGUGAAGAGUGAA